Messenger RNA from Dermacentor silvarum, 4809 nucleotides. RefSeq names its product lipase maturation factor 2-like. Gene Ontology annotation, cellular component: endoplasmic reticulum membrane. The record is from RefSeq and is a predicted model, not a curated record. Gene Ontology annotation, biological process: protein maturation. Lineage: Eukaryota; Metazoa; Arthropoda; Arachnida; Ixodida; Ixodidae.
UCCCCUCCCGUGCCGACGCGUACGAUCACCACGUACGACUUCGAGGGAGGCAGCAUCAAAACGAAGCUGCUGAACGAAACUUCUUUCGUCGCCGUGCGGUCGUUGUUAAGCCGCUCAAAAUGGGGCCGACGCGUGCUACGCGAGAUUCCUUCCUCUGGGCGAUGUCUGUAAUAUACCUCAGUGCAUUUGCGUCCAUCUAUCAUCAAAUGCCCGGGCUCUAUGGGGACCAUGGAGUCUUACCAGUAAGAUCGGUGAUUCCUAUAGACAGCCACACCAGGCCACCGCAAGACUUGGCCCAACGAGCUGCUGAGAGGCCUUCCUUAAUAUGGCUGGCGCCAAACUUCGGCCUCAAGGUGGCCACCAUGGCCGAGUUUCUGGCAUUCCUCGGCAUUGUCAUGUCCUUCAUGGCCUGCGUGUCAUCACGCUUCAGGGACUGCAUAAACUUUGCACUUCUUUGGAUACUCUACUUCUCAAUUUACCAGGUUGGCCAAGUCUUCAUGUGGUUUCAAUGGGACAUCCUGCUGCUGGAAGCUGGCUUCCUGUGCAUACUGGUGGCACCUCUAGGCAUCAUCCACCGAACACUGGGGCUCAACUCGAGCUGGCGUCUGCCGCACCGGCCGCAUGAUGAGGUCACUCUCUGGCUUGUACGAUGGCUCCUGUUCCGACUCAUGUUUGCCUCCGGGGUGGUUAAGCUCACCAGCGGUUGCCCUACCUGGUGGGGACUCACAGCGCUCAAUUACCAUUUCGAAAGCCAGUGCAUUCCGACACCCAUUGCAUGGUACUUCCACCACCUUCCGAAAUGGAUUCUCCAGCUUGGGGUGGUCUUCACGUAUGUGAUUGAAAUUGCCAUCCCAAUCCUGUUCUUCGUCCCUGUGCGCCCUCUGAGGAUAUUCAGCUUCUACAGCCAGUGUUUUCUGCAGAUGAUGAUAAUUGCCACUGGCAACUACAACUUCUUCAACCUGCUUACUAUACACUGUGCUUGUCACUGGUCGACGACGAGCUGCUGCUUGGUAGUGCCAGAAGGAGCAGUUCAGGCAAACAUGGCUACUUCCGCCCUUUGUCAAAAGUUCUGGCUAGAACUGUUGCAUUGGCAGUGUACUGUUGUCUUGUGUACGGCACCAUCAAGUUCUUUCCUGAAGUUUGACGACAGCUGGGCGGUGAGAUCACAAAUCGCCUUCAACAAAGAAAAGUUUAACCAGUUUCUUGGCAUCGCAGUGCCCCUUAUGGUGUGGGUUGCAGGUGCAUCCCUGGCUUAUCACAUUUUGAUGGCUCUGUACAGGUCAAUUGUCAAAGAAAGAAGUGUCCUGAGCAAGAUUUUCUCAACAUUAGGCACGAUUUUCAUGGGAACAGCUGCAGUGUGGGUCUUCUGCAUUUCUCUGGUCCCACUCUCGGAACUGGACCGUGGCUUAAACAGGAAACUAUGGCCCACAAUUCGGAGCUGGCAUUACAAGGUUGAGCCGUUCCACCUGACAAGUUCAUAUGGGCUCUUCAGAAGCAUGACAGGUGUCGGAGGGCGACCAGAGCUCGUCCUGGAAGGAAGUGACGACCCAAAUGGUCCGUGGGUGGAGCUGCCAUUCCUGUACAAGCCUGGAGACGUGAACCGCCCACCACCAAUUAUCAUCCCACACCAGCCUAGGCUCGACUGGCAGAUGUGGUUUGCCGCACUGGGUGACUACAGGCGAAACCCGUGGUUGCUCAGCCUGGUUUACCAUUUGCUCAACAAUGAUGCAUCAGCUCUGCGCUUGAUGAACUUGGAGCGAUACCCCUUCACCCGCCACCCUCCCAAGUACAUUCGUGCCACGCUGUACAAAUACUGGUUCACCAAAAUGGACACCAGCAGUGGGCACGCCUGGUGGUACCGUGGCAGUCCCAAAGAAUACCUGCCCCCGGUCCACAAGAAGCAACCUUUCCUCAGGGAGUUCCUUCAAGAGCAUGGCAUUCCCAUGGAUGCACCCAAAACAAAGUCCACGAACAAGUUCCUUAUAUACAUCCUCAAGCACUCAAGGAAGUUUGCAGAGAAGAUGUCACCAACAUUGUACAUCUGGUCGCUCAUCUCCACGUCGUUGCUGCUCAACGCUGUCCGAGGCAUGUUUUGACCCGGCCUGCCCAGAAUGCGAAUUUCACUAUAGCCUACACUUGAAAGGCACAAAAGUUUGACAGAUAUGUGCACGAGGAAACCACACGUCUCCUUGAGUGUUUUUACAUUUGCACGUCAUGUAAAGUACUGGCUACCAUGUGUGUUGGAACUGGUGAGGUUUUGACAGCUUGUCUACAUUGUCCAGAGCCGUUGCAUGCCCAGAUAUUCAGAUUUAUGUGUGGCCUAACAGGAUGUCCAAAUUUUCACAAUUAUGCAUUGUAGUUUCGUACUUCACCAGUGGCUACAAUCCUCUGUUCGCUUUGUCUACAGAAUGAUUCAGCAAACUGAGCAUAAGCUGUUUAAUGAUCACUUCCAGUGUACAUUAGAGGAUUUUCUUUGCAAAACUACUGUGGCUGGCUGCUCUUCUUAAGGUAGUCACCACUUGAAGUUGUGUCGGAUCAUUUCACGUGUUGCUAACUGAAGCAGUUUUUCUUAUGUGGCUUUAACCUGUGUCAAGAUAGCCUCUAGAAGAACAACCAUUCGUUCCUAAAAAGGAGAGUACUGUGUAGAGAAAAUUGUAGUGGUCGAUAGUGCUGUGGGUUAAGAUUUCAAUACCUCUUAUGAGGAUUUUGGUGUGUGAUGCUGUUUGCCAAGCCACGAAGGUUUGUAUGUGAUCACGAUGUGUUUAUUAAGCUUGAGCUUUUGCCUUUUUGCUCUUUCUAAGGGCUGCAAAGCACUGAAUUUGUGAUGCGAGCUUUAAACCCCGCUAAGUCCAACAUGCUUGUUUCUCUGGUGCCAUAUGGAAGAGAACGCGAGGGGUGUGGUGUCUCAACUGAAAGGCCAGUGUCUGGCUUAUUUGUAGAGCGUACAAAGUGAUGCGAUCUCUUGUUCUUUGACGUGGAGGGAUGGCCUCUGGUUGCAGCCCAAUAGUGAAGAGGAAGAUGACGGUGUCUGCAACAAACUUAAGUGUUUGUGGUGUGUAAUACAUUGCCACGGAGUGAAGGGCAAGCAUUUCAAAACUUUGGAACAUCUAGGUCUCCGACAUGAUGAAACUGGCUCUAGGAUUUCUACUUAUGUAGCACAGGCAGAAUAACUUAACUCUGUAGGACAGGUGGGGGGUUAGGAGAUAAUGUGCUGCCUGACGGGGAGAAGAGAGGCAAUCUGUUAAACAUGGGCACAAUGGCUCGCACUGAAAGAGAUGACCAUACAAGAGGAGGCUUAAUGCUUCACAUGUUUAAAUAAUUAGCAACUUUCAGUUUCAAUCUGCUACACACAGUGUGUUAAUACGGAACAUCCAAACACCCUACCACCCCUAUGCAGCAUUCGGUUGCUACAAACCUGGUUAAUUGAAUAUUGUUCGCUUGCCUGCAUUUUAAGGGGGCACAUGGGUCCUGAGACGAAAAAUUCACUCACGAAAAAUUUAAUUUUCAUUUUUAUUAUUUUUCUAAUCCCCAUACCAGGGUGCACCUGCUGGCAAAAAACUAGCUCAAAAUGACACGUCAUUGAGGAAGAAAACACUGUAUUUCUCCAAUGAAAUGUUCAGUUUUGCCCAUGAAAGUGCUGACAUGACCCAUUUUGUGACAUUCGCCAUUCCAAAACAGUCUAUCAUAGCCAGACGUCUUGGUCUUGUUUGAAAGAGCAUGUUUGCUGCUUGCUUUCCUGCCAAAACGAGCCUUCAAUGCUGCUUCAGAAGAAAACUACCUGGUUUUGUAAGCAUAAAAUGCCAUUUUUGCACACUGUAAUUUUUUGUAUUUUUCUCAAAUGAUUUUUCCAAAUGUAAAAUUUUGGGAGCAGCACUGUGUCACUGUUACUCAUUCAAUCCUCUUGAUUUCUUUUUUGCCUGAAUGCUAGAGAGUCAGAGAGUGCACAAAAGCUAUGAUAUAGUGUUUAGGACAAUUAAACAUUUUUAGAUAUUGUAGGAAUCACUAAUAAAAAUUCACAUUUGCAAAGUUGCAACUCCAAAAAUUUCACAACUUUAGCUAAAAUACAGAUAUAAACAUGAAAAUGCAAACUUGCACUUUUGAACAUUCAGGAAGAUACCUGCUUAAUUUUAGCUCUCUUGGUGCAGUAAAUUUAUUGCAAGUCACAUCCCAAAUUUAUAACACAUAAAUAAUUGGAACAUGUUUUUUUUAUUUAUUAUUUUUUUUUUUAAUGGACUGACUUGGGAACUAACUGCAGAUUUGUAAUCAGCACACAAGGUUGAAUAUUACCUGAAAAUUUCAUGUGUCUAAGUCAAUAACAAAAGUGUUUUUAUCCGGAACCCAAGUCCCCCCUUAAAAGCAGGAAGCUGUGUAAUUGGACAAUUUGUAAAGGGAACACUACUCUGCAGCUGCACAUAGUAUUAGCAUUAGUGUCAAAUACGGAACACCAUAUUCACUUUGUGCAUUUAUCAUUAACAUCUGUGACAGGCUGCUACUUAUCGAAGCACUUCUGGUGCAGUUUAGAAGUUUUACUGCAUGCUUUUUCUACCUUGUGAGAUUACUGGAACGAAAUAGAAAAAUAUUACCAUGGCUGUUACCUUCACUACAAGGCACCAUAACUAGUCGCAUAAUCUCAUUAGCCUAGUCUCAAUGCCAUAAGAUCAUGCGAAUGCAUCAUGAUCAGUUGGUAAAUGUUUACAUAUGUUUUCAUCACUGCAGAUUCAGACUUCCUUUUAUUCAGCAACAUACACUAUAUUGUAUUUUCAUUUUGUACUGUUUUUGUAACCAAAUAAAAACAUUUCGCAGGAAAAG